AUGUCUUUUGCCCAAGGGCCGCGGGUCGCGCAGCAGCUCCGGCCCAACGGGAGCCUGGCGGCCUGCGAUCCCUGCCGCACACGCAAGGUGGCGUGCGACCAUGCUCGCCCAGCCUGCUCUCGCUGCCGCGCCAAGAAUAGGGGACACGAGUGUUUCUACGCGGCCAAUGCCGCGCGCAAGAUCAAAACCGACAACGACGACCGGCUGCCCACGCCCAGCGACGGGCCAUCGUCCAUCGUGGCGAUACCGCCAAGGCCGUCCAAGCGGCCUCGCCCGAAUAUUCGACUCGGCUAUACGACGGCGCUGGCGGAGACACAGCCGAGUUUGUUAGCCGGCAGCGGCAUGCACAGUAACAUUUACGGCUACAUUUCGCCCGCUACCCAGCCGGAACAGGAUCGGCAGGUUGUCUUCAGCGAGCUGCCGCAGCCGGUUCGGGAGACUUGCCUAGCCGUCUUGCGAGCAAUGCCCAAUCAGCGGGACGCGCAGAUGGUGUAUCUUGAGGGCGAGUUUCAUGCCAAAGGCUGGCUUCAUCUGGCAGCACAUCGAAUAGUACGGUGGCUGCAGACUGUUCUUGCUGACACGUCAUCGUUUAGCGAGCGAGAAACGUUGGAGCGCGUCGCGGAAAUAAUAUCCAGCAACACGUCGCGACCGAUGCGCGGCCCCUAUGCCGACUGGGAGGCAUGGCUGCAUUGCUUUGUUGGCCCAAAUACGAGAUGGGAAUCCAUAGGGCUUCUCUGGACUCAUAUGGAGAGCAUUUCAGACAUUCUGGACGCCCUGAUUCCCAGGAAGCUGGUGCGCUCAGAAAGUAACACAUCGGGUCAUACAGCAAAGUUUCAUAUCGACAGCUGUAUCCGUCUCGCGCGCCAGUUCACCGACGAGAGCGAACUAUUGGCGGAAUUGUAUCGUCGAAGAGCUGUUCUAGUAUCCAUGGUAGACGGUGAAUCAGGAUUGCCGAUCUGGGAGGCCCACGGGGCCAAUAUAGCUUAUCUGAUGUUCCUCGGUCUCCAUACGCAGGAGAGCAAUGCGCCGUAUAUCCCAACAGCGUGGUCCGAAAACAACCGGCGACUGGUGGCAGCCACUUUCGUAUUUGAUAAAAUCGGAGUCAUGCUUCACGGGCAUCCGCCCCUCAUCAGUCAUCGGUACUACACUGCGCCCUUACCUCUGGACCUCCGCGACGAAGACCUCAUUGCGGGCUCUGCCACUCUCAACAAGGCCAUCAGUUCUCUGGAUGAACGAGGGUGGAACACGGAUGGCGGGUUGUACUCGGCGACUGUGGCGAGGGCCCGCACUAUGAUGGCGCUGGUCCGGGACGAGGUGUUUGAAGUUACCCUGAGCAAUGGUCGGAACCCAACACUAGAAUAUCUCAUGUACGGCUUCUCCUAUAAAACUGGCGUUUCGUUUGCGCGCGCCGACCAAGUCAUAACUAAUACAGUCAGCAGGGACCUCAAAGACCGAGAGUACAGUUUGGUAGCCGAGUUCCCGACCAGUCUCAGAUAUGAGCCGAAGGACCUCGAGAAUCCCAAUGCAGACGCUCGUCCCCUUUACAUGAAGAUUAUCACUCAUCUCGAGCAUCUUCAAAAUUUAUUCUUUAUCGAUCGACUCUUGAUACGUUGCGGGUAUGCGAUUCGAGAUAACUUGCUGGAGACGAGCCUUUCGCUGGCGAUGUUGGCUCUCCACCUUUGGAUUCACAAGGAACAGUUUGCAGGCGCUAUCGUACAGCGCAGCUUUGAAUGGAUUAUGCUCUCGUAUGGUGCUCCCGCGGCGGGUAUCUUGUGCCAGGAGGUACUCGGUGCGGGCGAGCACAGCAAGGAUCCCAACAUUAGCCGAGCCACCAUUAUUCAGCAGCUGAGUUUGCUGGUUGGCUUUUUUGACUGGGUCCGGCCUUCGAUGCCGAACGCAAAGCUCUGUGCCAACUGCAAGACUAUUAUCCAGCAGGUGCUUGACCAGAGCCUGAACAUGAGUCCAGACGAAGCCAUGCUUACCUUUCCAGAGUGGGACUUGCUCGAUCAGCCCGACUUUAGUUUCGAGCUCAUGGAUACGUUUGACUGGUUGCGUACGACUGAGGAAUAG
Molecule: messenger RNA, 2070 nt
Organism: Cordyceps militaris CM01
Lineage: Eukaryota; Fungi; Ascomycota; Sordariomycetes; Hypocreales; Cordycipitaceae
Product: Fungal transcriptional regulatory protein
Exons: 3
Coding region: 1-2070 (689 amino acids)
Biological process (GO): regulation of DNA-templated transcription; DNA-templated transcription
Molecular function (GO): DNA-binding transcription factor activity, RNA polymerase II-specific; zinc ion binding; DNA binding
Source: RefSeq, a predicted model, not a curated record